AUGCCUGUCAAAGGGGCCCCCACCAAGCUCAACCCGGUCCGCCUGAACACACUCAAUCAUCUCCGUGUGCGGCGUCCGAACACCAACGAGAAUAACCCAUGUGCAGCGGUCUUGUCUUCGAUGCUGAAUUGCUGGGCCUCAUCCGGUCAUGGCGCUGAGGGAUGCCAGGGUCUCGAGAAAGAAUUGAAGACGUGCAUGGAUGUCAAGAGACCCAAGAGUGCAGAGAGAAACACCGUCAACUUCCACCUGGCAAGAAUGUAUCCCAAGGUUGUCGGGCCGAAGAAGAAGAAGGGCGUUCUUGGUUAG
This is a messenger RNA of Aspergillus calidoustus, 306 nucleotides long. Lineage: Eukaryota; Fungi; Ascomycota; Eurotiomycetes; Eurotiales; Aspergillaceae. The record is from the annotation of a GenBank genome assembly.